This is a messenger RNA of Coregonus clupeaformis (lake whitefish), 2623 nucleotides long. RefSeq names its product ATP synthase-coupling factor 6, mitochondrial. The transcript has 6 exons. The coding region runs from base 260 to 2548 and encodes 762 amino acids. The record is from RefSeq and is a predicted model, not a curated record. Lineage: Eukaryota; Metazoa; Chordata; Actinopteri; Salmoniformes; Salmonidae. Gene Ontology annotation, biological process: proton motive force-driven ATP synthesis. Gene Ontology annotation, molecular function: proton transmembrane transporter activity.
GGGCUGGUGUUUCAGCAGGGCGCAAUUUUGUUAUGCAAGGAAUGUUUGGGGCAACAGAACAUCGCAGGAUUUGGUGGAGUUAGAUAUUUAAAUAGCAAUAUGUAUUGUUUUUGAGUAGAACGAGCAUAUAUUUCACAUUGAAACUGAGAAUGUCUUGGUCUGUGACAUUUUGGUAAUUUCGUUCUUUGAAUUAAUAGGCUGGAACUAAAUUUGUUUUUCAAAUUUGUUUCCGUUUUGACAGAAUUCUGUGCGCACAACAAUGGCGGCGUCCUUCCUACGGAUUGGACGUGACUCCUCAUUCAAGUGUCUUCAGUUGGAGAAUUGGAGCACUUUGAGGAAAGCCCCAGCAGCAGCUUUCAGCACCAAAUCUAAAGAGCCCAAGAUACCACCCAGGAGAACACACAUUAAAAAGGGAAAAACCCAACCGGCAAUUGAUAUAAUAAAGCUGCUACAGGAACGGACACAUUUGCAAUCUCCAGGAAAAUACAGACCUUUUAAUGCAGCUUCAACUAUCCCUCCAAAAACAUCUGCAUCCAUUUCUAGUCCUCCCUUCGAUCCCAUUAGUGCCACCAAUGCCGCAGUGGCAGACGUUGUUGUCCGUGCAGGUGCACAGCUCAUAGACUUUGCUGCCUCUUUAGUGAAUACUGCUACUACAGUCGCCAACUCAGCUGUGUCUGCAGCUGGCCCUGCCAGACCCACCAAAGAUGCACCCAGAAAAUAUGCUGCAGCCCCUGCCAGGACUAAAAGUUCCCCACAGGCUGCAGCUGAGAAUAUAUCACCUACAGCUGUAUUCCAAGCUGAAACUUUUCCAGGAGUGUCCCCUGUGGAAGCUGCUAUUGCUGUAGCCAAAGUAACAGCUGUCCCAGAAGUUGCCCCUUCUGAAGCAGAAGUCCCCCCGGUGCACGCUACUGCAGUCAAAUUAGUGGAUGCAGGAGCUGUUCCUGAGAUUGUUUCCGCUGAAACUACAACUACAACAGAAGUUUCUCCUGUAGAGGCUAAACCUUCCCGUACUGAAAUCACUACGACGAAAGAAGUGGGCCAUGCAGAAAUACCUAUAGCCCCAAACAAAGAUGUUCCAGCUGCUGAAACAGCUGCCCCAGAGGUUGUCCCUUCAGAAGCAGUUUCAACUCCAGACAUCACCUUUGCUGAAGCACUUGUUACCACAGAAAUCUCCCCUGUGGAAGCUGCAGCUAUCCUAGAGGCUGCUGCUCCCUCGGAAGUAACCUUGACUAAAACACCUGCCAUCCAAGAAGCCCCAGCGGAGCCCGUAGCUUCAGAAUUUGCCCAAAUAGAAGCUGUUGAAUCUCCAGAAGUUGUCUUUGCUGUAACACUUGUAACCCAAGAAGUUGCUACACUAGUACCCACUGCUGCUUCCCCAGAUGUGGCACCAACUGAAACACCUGCUCCAAUAGAAGUUUCUGCUGCCUCAGAGGUUUCCCCCACAGAAGCUGUAGCUUCCCUAGAGGCUUCUACACCCCAAGUUACCCGAACUGAAUCUCUUGUCAUCCAAGAAGUUUCCCCAGCAGAACCUGUUGCAGCUCCAGAAAUUGCCCAUGCAGAAACACCGGCCAUCCCAGAAAUUGCAGCAGUAGAGGCUGUUGUCUCAGAAGUUGUCCCCAUAGAAGCUGCCUCAGAAGUGGCCCCAGCUGAAACACCUGUAGUCCCAAAAGUUGCCCCAACGGAAACAGCUAUAGUCCCAGAAGUUGCCCUAGCUGAAACACCUACCAUCCCAGAAGCUGUCCCAGCAGAGGCUGUUGGCUCAGAAGUUGUCCCCAGAGAAGCUGCCCCAGAAAUUACUCCAGCUGACAUAUUUGUAGUCUCAGAAGUUGCCCCAGCAGAGGCUGUUGCCUCAGAAGUUGCCCCCAUAGAAACUGCUCCAGAGGUUGCCCCAGCUGAAAUGGCUGCCAUCCCAGAAGUUGCCACAGCAGAGGCUGUUGCCUCAGAAGUGGCCCCCAUAGAAGCUGUCCCAGAAGUUACUCCAGAUGAAAUACCUGUAGUUCCAGGAGUUUCCAUAGCUGAAACACCUGUAGCUCCAGAAGUGACCCUAGCUGAAUUACCUGUAGCCCCAGAAGAGGCUACAGCUCUUGAAAUGUUCCCUGCAGUUGAAGAGACAUCAACUACUUCUGCAGCCACCCCAGAAGCAGUUCAAGCUGCUGUCACCCCUGAAGUUUCCCUUUCUGAACCACCAGUCAUCCCAGAAAUGUCCCCUUGCAUACCCUCAGAGAUUAUAGUAGAAACAGUCUUUGCCCAGGAGGAACUGGUAGAUGCGCCAAUGAUAGCAACUGAAGAAGGGCCGGUCGAGUCUGAAGCAGUGGAGACACCUGAGGCUCAACUUGACCCAGUACAGAGGCUUUUCCUGGACAACAUCUGUGAAUACUCCACAAGAAGCAAAGCCUCUGGGGGCUUAGUGGAUGCGGGCCCUAAGUAUGAGAAAGCACUGUCUGAGGAGAAGGCCAAACUACAGCGGUUGUAUGGUGGCGGUGACCUCACUGAGUUCCCAGAUUUUAAGUUCCCUGAGCCCAAGUUAGAUGAUUGGUCCGCAAAAUGAUCUUCACUCUGUCACUGUCUUUUGUCUGUUAAGUCUGACCAAUAACUAUCUUUUAAUAAAUGAUAUGUUUUAGUA